AUGGCUCAAAAUCCGGACCACACCUCGGUCAAUCUCCCCGGCCAACCAACCUUGCCGGAUGAAAUUCAAGAACCCCUUCCAUCCAGCGGGCUACCAGAGAUGCUGACCAUUGUGGAGCCGCGAGACGGAGAUCCAGCACUUCCCACCUUCACCCCCACCUUUGACACCCAGGCGUUGCCGACCAUCACCCCAGAACUGGCCGCGCUUUGGAAUACGCUCCUUCACCUAACUCCUCCAAAAAACGCCAACGACCCGAGGGAUGUCAUUGAGUGCCUACAGUACGUUUUACUCUAUGAAGGACUGGAGAAAAACGGAAAAAUGCAGCACCUCCCCACCCCCGCACACACUUGUAAUAUCUGUGGAGAGCGCUUCGUUGAUGCUGGACUAUUUUUGGGGCAUAAUGGGAACCACUUGCUGUUGCUGGAAUACGCCCCUCGCAAAUAUCCCUGUGGCGUCCCAUUCUGCACCCUGCGCUUCAGCACCGUCCUCGAGUUGCAAAAUCAUUGGAUUGAAGUCCAUCCUACGUCGCCAAACGGAGAGCAACUGCGCUUCCAUCGCUACCUGGACGUGGGCAUCGACCCAAGACGGCCCUUCCAAUGCAAGAUCCCCGGUUGCGAUAUGGCAUUCGCGACGGCAAAGGAGGUGGAGCGCCAUGAACAAGGGUCUCGUACUCACCCGAAAAGGCUCCGGAAACAAAGGAGUGCAACGGAGCAGAACGCUUCGUCGCCCGCGAAGAAC
Molecule: messenger RNA, 738 nt
Organism: Mesorhabditis spiculigera
Lineage: Eukaryota; Metazoa; Nematoda; Chromadorea; Rhabditida; Rhabditidae
Source: the annotation of a GenBank genome assembly